AUGUGUGUUGACUUCAGAGACCUGAACAAGGCCAGUCCAAAAGACAACUUUCCAUUACCUCAUAUUGAUGUGCUUGUUGAUAAUACUGCUCAAUCUAAGGUGUUCUCCUUCAUGGACGGUUUUUCCGGUUAUAAUCAGAUCAAAAUGUCUCCUGAAGAUAGAGAGAAGACAUCUUUUAUCACUCCAUGGGGUACUUUCUUCUACAAAGUGAUGCCAUUCGGCCUAAUCAAUGCUGGUGCUACCUACCAAAGGGGAAUGACCACUCUGUUUCAUGACAUGAUUCACAAAGAAGUUGAGGUAUAUGUGGAUGACAUGAUUGUGAAGUCAGCAGAUGAGGAGCAGCAUGUUGAAUAUUUAACAAAGAUGUUUGAAAGGUUGAGAAAAUACAAGCUGCGAUUGAAUCCCAACAAAUGUACAUUCGAAUUGAGUGUGAACGUUGAGCAUUUCCUCUCCUUGGAAAAGCUGAAGGUACAUGAUUCCAAAGUAGAAAAUAUAUUUUGUCUCAAUGAAGUAAGUGAGCAGCAGAUGAACUUUGGGUUGCAAGACAUUGAGUUGCAUAAUCUACCUAUGAUAACAUGUCUUUUUAAGGGUUGCAAAAAUUAUUUUUCCCUCAAAAACCUUACUAAGAUGAACAUUAAGGGAUGUGAAAAAUUGGAAUUUGUUUUCUCUACUUCUAUAAUAAUGUGCCUACCGCAGUUGCUUCAUAUAAGAAUUGAAGAAUGCAAGGAGUUGAAGCAUAUGAUUGAAGAUGAUUUGGAGAGUAAAAAAUCCUCAAAUUUUAUGGCUACCAAGACUGUAUGCUUCCCAAAGCUAAAAACACUUGUGGUAAAAAGGUGCAAAAUGUUAAAAUAUGUGUUUCCAAUCUCCAUAUGUAAAGAGCUUCCUGAGCUACAGUUUCUAAUUAUAAGAGAAGCAAAUGAGCUAGAGGAAAUAUUUGUAUGUGAAGAAGGUGAUGAGAAAGUCAAUAUUCCAAAACUGGAAUUUGUAGCAUUUGUCAACCUACCAAGUCUCUGCCAGACUCAAGGAAUUCAUUUUCAGGCUGUACAAAAUCGUAUUAUCCAAAAUUGUCAAGAACUCUCUCUGACUAACGCAAUAACAGAAUUCUUAAGAGAAUACACAAUUCAUUAUAUCUCAGAUUAUUAUCUGCGUAAGGAUAUCAAUUCUGCAAUUGAUCAUUUGCGAGAAGAGACCAGAGACCGCGAUACCUGUAAUGAUGAUUCUGAAAUUGAAGUUACUAUAUUGACUUCUUCACAGGGUAUCGAGAUAACUGUUGAAGAAGUAACUGCAUUAACUAAUACCAAGACAUUAAAAUCCUCGACUUAUUCAAAAUCACUCAGUUCAUCUUCCCAGGAUGAAAUCAUUCAAGAGGGUUCUACGUCAGGAACAAAGAAUGACCAAGAUAUUCAAUUAGUUGAUCUUACACAAAAGAGUGUCAGGUUAAGUAUUGAAGAUAUUGAUAAUGUUGCCUCUCAGGAAACAUCUCAGACUAAUACCAAUCAAGUUUCUCUAAGCCAUAAUAUUAAGGAGCAGUUUCCUAUGGAUGAUGAAAUAAUUUCCAAAUCAAAACCCUCUCCCAGCAUCAUAUCUCCUAUUGCAUGUCAGUUUCCUUUAAUUCCUUCGAAAGAUUUUGAUUUGUAUUUGCAUAUGGAGAGUUUAUAUCAACAAUUUCAAGAAGUUUCUAAGGGUCACAUUAACAGUAAUGAAAAUCAAAGUGCACAAAUCACUAAAGAAUUUGCAGCCUGGAUUGAAGCGGAAGCAGCAUCAAGGCACAAGUCGACUUCUUCACAGUUGGAGGUCUCUGCAUCAGAAAGAUUAGCAGGUGCAACUUUGUCCACCAUUUCAGAAACAAUCGAUGAGCCACCUAUACAAUUAGUUGCUCCUAAACAAAAGGCAUUUCCCUUAUUUUCCUAG
Molecule: messenger RNA, 1911 nt
Organism: Medicago truncatula (barrel medic)
Lineage: Eukaryota; Viridiplantae; Streptophyta; Magnoliopsida; Fabales; Fabaceae
Exons: 9
Coding region: 1-1911 (636 amino acids)
Source: RefSeq, a predicted model, not a curated record